UUAACACAAAUUUAGAACGACAGCGGUUUGUUUUACAUCCAUCUGCAGUUUCAACGGUUGUGAUUAUCAACCCAGGAAUAAAAAUCUACGGUUGUGAUUCAGAAUGUUGCAAAUAGAUUGACCUUGCUGAAAGACUAAUAUACCCCUAAUUACAUUAAAAUUUUCGCCCCACCCGUCUUUCUCCUUGCUAUCAACGAGGCACGACUUGGUUUUACAAUGGCACUACACUGGUUGGAAGUUGGAAGUCCCAGAUGCUUUCCACAAAAUUCAAUCAAGCAACUUGCAACUGCUAUACUAAGCUUCCCUUUUUUUCUCUUCCUCUCCUUUCUUUCGUUUUAUUUUUUGGUGUACAGUUCCUUUCACCUCAAAAUAUAUAUCAGGCAAUUAAUACUGAAAAAACACAAUAACUUACCCAUUUUGUGGGUCCAAUAUGGGUUUUCCCCUUGUGCUUUCAUGGGGUUCUCAUAUUAUGGCCAGGAGUUUUUGUGACUAUAGUAUAAAGCUCCGAUCUUUUAAUGAAAAUGAAAGGUUUGGUGGUGUUAAAGUUAGAUCUUCAAACUUUAAGCCUUCCACAAGAAGAAUUUCGCUUUGUAAGAAUAAAUUGGUUGACUUUGAUGAGAGAACAAGCCCAAAUGAGGUCAGAAGAGAGAUAGAACGAUGCUAUAAUCUCAUACAAAGGCUUGGAAGGGGAGUUGUCUAUCUGGGUUCUUCAAGAAUGGGACCAGAUCAUCCACAUUACUUGCAAGUGCUGGAGUUGGGUAGAGAGGUUGCAAAGCUUUUGGACUGCACCUCAUGGACAGGGGCUGGUCCAGGCCUAAUGGAUGCUGCUAUUAAAGGUGCACUAGAAGCAGGAAAGCCUGUUGGUGGAUUUAAGAUAGCAAAAGAAGCUGGCGAAUGGACAGCCUCAAAUUUUCAUGCUUACCUGCCAUCAGAAACUUAUCUUACAUGCAGGUUUUUCUCUGCAAGAAAGCAUGGGCUGGUGGAUGCUGCAGUUAGGAAUAAUAGUUCUGAUAAGACUGCUGUAGUUGCUCUCCCUGGUGGAAUUGGUACUCUCGAUGAGAUGUUUGAGAUUUUAGCACUGAUUCAACUAGAAAGGAUAGGAUCAGAGCUUCCAGUCCCCUUUAUUGUGAUGAACUAUGACUCAUUCUACCAGAAGCUUUUAGACUUCAUUCAAAAUUGUGAGGAUUGGGGUACUGUCUCGAGAGGAGAAGUUGCAUCAUUAUGGAAGGUAUGCAAUAAUAACUCAGAUGCUUUGGCCUAUUUGACAGAUUUCUACAAUAUUCAUUCUUCUAGUGAUGAAGACAGGCAUGAUAAAAAGCUCACAACUGCUCCCUGAAAAUAGUUUCUUAAUAAGUUAAGAGAGUAAUUUUUAUGCCAUUGAAUGUAUAAAACAGUGAAAUUGAACGGAUAAAUGUUGUACGCGAUGAUUUAUUAUCAUGGAAUUCAGAAAUUAAUGCACAUCUUACCAGAAUUGAAGGUUUGGAUUUA
Jatropha curcas is the source of this 1488-nucleotide messenger RNA. Its product is annotated as Putative lysine decarboxylase family protein. The record is from RefSeq and is a predicted model, not a curated record. Lineage: Eukaryota; Viridiplantae; Streptophyta; Magnoliopsida; Malpighiales; Euphorbiaceae.